UGGACAGAUUAAUGGGUCGGAUGCGGCCCAAUCAACUCAGUCAGAACCGAUAAUUACCCGCCAAGCAACAAGUUUACAAUUGGACGGUUUAGAUGUUCAGAAAUUAGGGCAAAAAUGGCGGGAGCUACGACAUCGUCCUGUAUCUUCUGUCAGAUUGUUCAAAAUUCCACUUCUACUACUCUCCUUCACUCUGAUGACAAGGUCGUCGCAUUUCAAGAUAUCAAACCCGCUGCUUUCAGGCACUACUUGGUGAUUCCUGUUCAGCACAUUCCAACUGUCAGAGACCUUCGGAGGAGCGAAGAGGACUACACUUUAGUGAGACAUAUGUUAACUGUUGGGCAAACACUGUUACACCGAGAUGCUCCUCAAUCGAAACACUAUAGAUUUGGCUUUCAUCAGCCUCCUUUAAACAGUGUUAACCAUCUACACCUUCACUGUUUGGCGUUACCCUUCACACCUAAGGUUCGUGCAUCCAGUUCUUGUAUGAUAGUACUUUAACCUACACGCCACUACUCCUGCUUCAGUUUCAGGUAAUAAUACUUCAUACUAUUAUAUCUUAUGUAUAAUCUAGAUGCUGAACUGAACACUAAUAUUAUUCAUGAGAAAGGCAUAAUCAGUCUAUUACUGGCUACGGCGCUUAUGCUCCCACUAGUAAUUUAUAGAAAUACUCGAAAGGACUUUAAACAUCUGAUGGCAUCCGUUUCUAUUCCAAUUUCUCUACGUAUUACAUCUUCAUUCACCACUAUAUUGUGUUUUUUUGCACCGAGAUAUCUAUUCCACUGUAAGUAUUUAGAUAGGCUUGUUCACUUGAACUUUUACCUGUAAACACUUAGAAAGAAGCACACUCGGCUUACAGCUAUAUGACCUUUGCCCGUAGAUAGUUAGAUAUAUAGUUGCAAGGCAUAUAUGUGUGGUUUACUGACAGCUACUCCAGAAAUUGGAGAAAGACUAAAUAUGCCUUCAGCUGCACUUGGCCAAUUGGAUUUAUUUUGAGCUCUAAAUAAAGUGAAGCUAUUGAAGUUGUAUUCUUUUAAAGUAAAUUGUCUAAUAGAAGGUGAUAAUCAUUGAUCAAACAAGGGAUUAAGUCUCCAGUGAUAAAAGAUCUGUAAUUUUGAAAUGCCUGAUGUCAUUUAAGCUUAUUUGAUGUUAGAAGAACACAAUAGCUAUUUUCUUGACAUAAACAGCUCACAUGAUCUUAAAUUACAUAAAAAAGCCAAUGUGGUGAGCUUUCAAAAAUUAGAACAAAUCUGGUGCAAUUAGGACUACUAGGAAGUCCUAUAAGGUACUUUUUUUAAUCAUGGCAUCAUAUCUGCAAAUGGUUAUUUUGGAGGGUAUAUUUUUUGAAGGCAAGAGUGGACCUUCUGUCCGAUUGUGCAACACUAGUAAAGUGAACACGUACGGCAAAUAGAAUGUUAUAGGAAGCGAGACUUGAAUGCACACACAUGACUGACUAUUUGUUGACUUAUUUUUUGUGGUUACUUACAGCUCUUUUUGUAUUUGUAAUCGGUUUGAGAACAUCUUGACGAUAUAGCCUGAGUUGUGAAUGCCUAGUCAGGUUUCUAUCAUAUCUUGAAGCAUGAAUAGCUAGUUUUAUGCUGAUGGAGUUUUUUUUAAUGCAAAAGGUUGUGAAUUUACUUUCAACUUAGAUUGAGAAGGGGCAAUUUUUGCAUUAGUAAUGCGCAUUGAGUACUAACAAUGACUUGUCAGCUGUCUAAGUGUUUAGUAGAUUGACUUAAGAAACUUAGAGUUGGUCCACAUGAUUAAUUAUUCAGUUAGAUAUUGAAUUUUUAGACAAAUCCCUGUUUUUGAUUCAGGAAGGAAUAGUUUUAAAUGCACUAUUAUAUAUUAGGAAAACCAGUGCACUAUAGUUUACCAGACAUAUGAUAAGAUAGGUGUACCAUCUAUUAGGUAAAAUCACUUGCUGGAAAAGAAUCUGCUAAAGCUAUAUGUUUAUAAAAUUAUAGUUCUGUUGGCCAAUAAGAGAGAACUGUU
Mercurialis annua (annual mercury) is the source of this 1992-nucleotide messenger RNA. RefSeq names its product bifunctional adenosine 5'-phosphosulfate phosphorylase/adenylylsulfatase HINT4. The record is from RefSeq and is a predicted model, not a curated record. The transcript has 6 exons. Lineage: Eukaryota; Viridiplantae; Streptophyta; Magnoliopsida; Malpighiales; Euphorbiaceae. Gene Ontology annotation, molecular function: catalytic activity. The coding region runs from base 115 to 498 and encodes 127 amino acids.